Messenger RNA from Photinus pyralis (common eastern firefly), 5864 nucleotides. RefSeq names its product E3 ubiquitin-protein ligase UBR2 (gene Ubr1). Bases 317 to 5641 code for a protein of 1774 amino acids. The transcript is spliced from 5 exons. Gene Ontology annotation, molecular function: zinc ion binding; ubiquitin protein ligase activity. The record is from RefSeq and is a predicted model, not a curated record. Lineage: Eukaryota; Metazoa; Arthropoda; Insecta; Coleoptera; Lampyridae. Gene Ontology annotation, biological process: protein ubiquitination; ubiquitin-dependent protein catabolic process via the N-end rule pathway. Gene Ontology annotation, cellular component: ubiquitin ligase complex; cytoplasm.
GCUGUUUCUCGCCACUGACAUCUUUUCCUCUCAGAAAUGUCAAAAUGCGUCUUAAUUUCCAAAUUAAUUUUAGCUAAAGUAGAGUUGAACAAAAGUAUUCAUUGUUGGUGCAAUUCCCCGUAAAGUAUCAUCGAAUUAUUUAUUAAGGAACAAAAACAGAGAUAACACUUGAAUUUGAAAAUUAGCAGGCAACCUUGAAAUCCAGAAAAAAUUAAAUCUGCAAGGCAAUUCUCUCUUUGUUGCCAAAUCCACGGGUAGGAAUUAAUAUUCAUUUCCUCAUUUCCAGUACAGGUGAAAUUGAUUUUUUAAGGUAACAAUGGAAGAAAUAUCGGAUGUGGAAAUGACACCUGCACCUCCUACGGUCGAUACAAAGGAAGUGGUGACCAAAUGGAACGAAAAGUUUGCAAAAGGCGUGCUGUCCGGUUCGCACUUGAAAGAUCAUUGGUGCACAUGGGUGCCGAGGAUGUACAGCCCGUCGAUUAACGAGAGCUGCUUAAAUUGGAAUUUCAACGAGGACGAAGCGUAUAAUAUCUUGUUUAACACUGUUGAGGUGUUCAUUUUUAACGGCGAUCCCAACGAAGUUCUCGCGCAGUUGAGCAAGUAUGAUAAGCCGCCUACAGUGUGCGGGCGGGUGUUCAAAAUGGGAGAGCCGACGUACAGUUGUCGCGAAUGUGGGAUGGAUAAUACGUGCGUCUUGUGUGUUAAUUGUUUUAAAAAGUCUGAGCACCGUUUUCACAAAUACAAGAUGGGCAAUUCGGGAGGGGGCGGCUGCUGCGAUUGCGGUGAUAAGGAGGCAUGGAAGAAGGCACCGUUUUGUGAUAUUCAUAUUGUCGGAACGCAGGAGGAGACGGAAGUUAGUGGAAAUCUGCCGGAAGAUAUAGCCGAUCGUGCACGCAUUGUUUUCGACGCGAUUUUGUGGUAUGCCUACAAUUUGCUGUGUUUGGAACAUACUGCCGAUUUACGUUUGGGAAGCAACGAUGACAAUUCGUUUGAUAUAGACACAUAUUGCACUGUUUUGUACAAUGACGAGAUACACACGUUUGAGCAGGUCAUAAACACUUUAAAUCGCGUAAUUAAAUGUAGCCAGAAGAAUGCCAUCGAGUAUGUUACAAACAUUGACAGAGAAGGACGUGCUGUCGUGAAGUGCUCCACCUUUCAGCAUUGUAAUGAACUAAAAAUUGAGAUUGAGAAGCAUACGUCGCGGCACGGAAACAAAGCUUUAAAGGUUUUAGUCGUGCCCGCUCAUGUGGUCGCCCAUCAAUUAUUCUCCAUGAAACUGUUAUCGUGGCUACAACAAUUUCUGGGCCAUAGCGAAGGUUUCCGGAAAAUAUUCGCAGAGGUCGCUUUAAAAUCUCAGCAGUCGACGGGUACGGAUCAGUCGGUGAUUAAGGGAAUACUGCAGCACGACUCCCAUCUGUGGAAAAGCGCGAGAACGCAUUGGCACCGAUUGUUUAUAUCCGGAAUGCUGCGAGAGUACGAAAACAAGAAGGCCCUUGCCAAAGUUUUUACAAAAAAUUAUGGCAGCGUCAUGAAGGAUUUUAUUAAAGAUGAUCACGACCACUCCUUUUCUGUUUCUUCACUUGCCGUACAGUUAUUUACAGUACCGACAUUGGCUCAUCACCUAAUUGAGGAAGAGGAUGUCUUAUUUCUCUUGUUGAACACGUUCCUUUCUGAGUGUUCCAGGAAAUGUAAUAAAUUGGGAAAAUUGGAAUUUGAACGUAAUGUUUCCAGUCAAGCUUUUAAGCGUGCCCAGUAUAUACUGUACGACUUGAGGUACUUAUUAAGCGCAAUACCCGAGAAAUGGACAGAUGCUCUGCGAAGGAACUUUCUCCAAGGCCUAUCUGUUAUGCUUCAAUUGCUAACUAUCAUGCAAGGUAUGGACAGUGUUGUACGUCAAGUGGGUCAACAUAUGGAGUACGAACCAGAAUGGGAAUCUGCCUUUAAUUUGCACAUCAAGUUGGCUUAUUGCAUUUCUCUCGCAAUUAAAUGGUGUAGUACUGAUAAAGUCGUGUUGGUGAAAGCUUAUCGGCUUUGCUUAAAGAAGUUGUACGAAAAUCCUUGCUAUGAUCCAAACGAGGCCGGAAAAGUACGCGAACUUGUAGACCACAGUGUCACUUGUCUCUCAUACGAUGUCUCUACGAAAGCCGUUUCAAUUCAUCUUUCGCUAUCGCGAUUUUUGGCUGGUUUACAUCUUCAUUUAGAAAAUUACGGGUUAAAUUUUGAUAGCGCCGAAUUUCAAAUACCAAAACCGACACCUGUACAGAUAAUUGAACCGGUCCUACGCACACAAGUAAUGAUCGCGCAGGUACAUGCUGGAAUGUGGCGAAGGAAUGGAUAUGCGUUACUUAACCAACUGUAUUUCUAUCACAAUGUUAAAUGUCGAACGGAGAUGCUUGAUCGGGACAUUCAGUUACUUCAGAUCGGAGCAUCUCUGAUCGAAAGUAACGAAUUUCUCAUACAUCUCCUCAACAAAUUUAACUUAAUCAAUUGGGCAAACCCCAACUUUGAAAUACGAAGCCUGAAAAGUCCAGAGGAGGAUAGCAUUCGCCAGAUUAUAAAUAUUGUCGAGGAAUUCUUGCAGUUGGUAAUCAGCAUUGUAGGCGAACGGCAUAUUCCCGGAAUUAGCGAUCUUACAACUCAAGAUCGCGUUAAAAAGGAGAUUAUUCAGCAUUUGUGCAUAAAACCAUUGCCACAUUCGGAAUUGAACAAGACUAUUCCGGAUGAUCUUACUCACGAAACAGGCCUAGAUGAUGUGAUCGAGGAACUGGCUGUGUUUAAAAAGCCGACGCAAGGAAGCGGUCGCGGAGUAUAUGAAUUGAAAAAUCAAUAUUUUGACGAAUAUAACGUAUUUUUCUAUCAUUAUACUCGGGAGGACUUGUCCAAAUCCGAAGAAACGCAGAGAAAAAGGCGCAAAACAGACGGGGAACUGGACUGCUGUCCUCCAUCUAAUUUACCCAAAUUGAAAGAGUCAUUUAAUAUGAUUGUCAAUUUGUUGCAGUGCGAUGUAAUGUUACACAUUAUGCAAACUGUACUGGAGCGCUGUCUCAAUUUGAAGGCAAGGAGUUUCUCGGAACCCCAGUUGCAUAAAGUGUUGCACCUAAUUGGUUACGCCCUCCAGGAGGAACAAUCGCGCAACUAUCCCUUUUUAUUGUUCGCCGAAAAAGCGGCAAAAUGGGAUUUACCCAAAUUCCUUGAAGCCCUUAUAUCGAGUCCGCGUAUAGACGCGCAUAAAGAUCUGUUGCGCUGGACUCUGCAGAAAUACAAGCAAGUGGCGGCUAUGUCGGCGCAGGGCGAUGCUCCGUCAACGAGCACGAUGGAGACAUCGGCGGAUUCGUCCGUCAUACCGGACGAGGACGAAAAGCAACGAAAGGCGAAAUUGGCCGCCCAAAGGAGAGCUAAGAUCAUGGCGCAAAUGGCCGCGAUGCAAAAUCAGUUCAUGAAAGAAAACGCUAAGUUAUUUGAAGAGACGCAAUCUGAAAUACCGAAUAAUGAAAUAAACGAAUUCGCCAUGGAAACUACAGAAGUUGUACCUGAUAAUCCUGUCUGCUUAGGUCCCAAACAAACUGCGCGUACAAAUAUCGAAAAAACUUACACGUGCAUUUUAUGUCAAGAAACGCAAAAGUCUACAGUAGAGGGUCCAGCAUUAGUAUUGGCGGGUUUUGUUCAACAGGCUACAGUACUGUGUACAAACAGAACCGAUGGCGAAGUCCAACAAUUCUCGGACGACCCUCUCUUUUUAAAUUCAAAUUGCGGUCCUGCGCCCUACACCAGCACUUGUGGCCAUGUAAUGCAUGCGGAAUGUUGGCAAAAGUACUUUGACAAUGUGAUGGUGAAAGAGCACCGUCGUCCAUAUCGUUUAAGACACCCCGCCAGUUUUGACAUAGAUAAGCGAGAGUUCUUGUGCCCUCUAUGCGAAUGUCUUAGUAACACAGUUCUGCCACUAAUUCCUGGUUUAUCGUCAAUUCAACAGAGUCACGCUAAGAAUGAAAUUACGUAUGCCGAUUGGCUGACUUGCAUUGUUGCAACAGUAAAUAGCAAGGUGAAAGCAUGUCAUGGUGCAGAUAUGUGCACCAAUCUUUAUUGCAGCACAUGCGAAUCUGUGGCUAAAGGAAUCUUAAAUUCUGAAAAUUCGCCCCAGAAUAAUUGUGAAGCAGAUUGUAAGGACCCCAAACAAUGUAUCUACUUUUCCGCGCCGAUCAAAGACAUUCAAAUGGGUACGAACGGUAAAGAUUUUGUGGCGCUAUUUCCACAAGAGCAUCCGACGAUAAGUCCUCAUUUAGUAGAAAUGAUACACCUGUUCAUUCAGGCGCCGUACACGAGAGGUCUUGCAGUUGAGCCGCAUCCUUCAGAACGAAGGUUACCGUCCAUGACAUGGAAAUCGCUAGCAUACACCUUGCAUACCAUUGAGGUGCUUUUGCGAGAUUCCAACAAACCUUUAUUGGGCCACCUUUCUAGUCGUCAUCGAGAUUGUUUAGAGAGUUUAAUUAGGAUUACAGGCAUUCUGGGAAGCACAUGGCAGCAUGUUACUGUUAUAAGCAGCCACGCAUUACGUUUACUGUCGAUGCUGGUAGAUCAUCAACAUGAUGACUAUUCCAUAUUACAAUGGGAUUCACUAGGAUUAUUAGUAGCAUUAACAUUCUCUUUGCCCAGUUUGUUUGGCACGUCUCAACCAACGCCCGUUCCAACAGGUGGUUCACUCGAUUUGCAUACUCUGCAAUUAGUGUUUACUGCACACAUUGUUAAAAUAUUGAUUGUAACAGAUAAAUUUCAAGAAAUAGCAAAAAUGGACACAGACAGCCAGGAAAUUCAUCUUGAAGACGGCUUAGAAAUAAGAAAUAUUUUGAUAAUGUUGGGCAAGUAUCACGAAAAUGCUGAAGCCGUGUGGGAUUACGUGAAAAACGCCAGCUUACCAUUUUUGCGGUGUUGUGUCUUAUUCUACCACAUACUCACUGACGUACAGCCAUUAUUCGAACUAACUGAAAUUGGGGGAGAUACAUUCGAAAAUAUGUGUGCUUAUCUUGGCUUACUGACGACACCUGAACAGCUGUUCGGUUCAAAAGUCAUUGCCCCUCUCGUAUAUAAGUGGUGCAAUCAUGACGAAGUAAGAAGUUAUCUUUCUGGUAACCCACUACCUUUUAGCAGUAUAGAAGAGCCCCAAACAAUAAACCAGUUGAUCGACCUACCUAAUGAUUACAGUGAACUAAUCAACACAGUUUCUUCAUUUACAUGCCCAAAUAGUAAUCAUGAAGAUUCGAGGAAUCCGACCAUGUGUCUCAUUUGUGGGGAGAUUCUAUGCUCUCAAAGUUACUGUUGCCAAACUGAAUUAAAUAAAACAAUCGUAGGCGCUUGCAAUUAUCACGCCUAUAAAUGUGGAGCGGGAAUUGGAGUAUUCCUUCGCGUUCGCGAAUGUGAAAUAUUGUUUUUGGCCAGCCCUAUGCGAGGAUGCUUUGUGUCUCCGCCUUACUUGGACGAAUAUGGCGAGACAGAUCAAGGUUUAAGACGAGGAAACCCCUUACAAUUAUGCAAGGAGAGGUAUAAGAAACUACACACUCUCUGGUUAAGUCAUAGUAUUCACGAAGAAAUUGCGAGGGCUAUUGAAUCUAGUACCAACGUCGUAGCUACUCAAUGGCAACAUUUGUAAAUAAUAAUUACGUUCGUUCUGUAAUUAGAAAACUUACACGUAAACACCUUUUUGUUUUCCAAAUUAGUCCACUCCAAAUUGACCGUGUUGUCGGAGGCAAUUCAACUUAUAUAAAUUCGACUGAUACAUUUGAAAUUAUUACACGCCUGGUUUUUGUAGCAAUGUAAAUCUAUGAAAAUACAUACGUUGAAAUACUCAUAUCACCUAAAUCAAGUGAGUUAUA